Molecule: messenger RNA, 1725 nt
Organism: Trifolium pratense (red clover)
Lineage: Eukaryota; Viridiplantae; Streptophyta; Magnoliopsida; Fabales; Fabaceae
Exons: 6
Coding region: 172-1380 (402 amino acids)
Cellular component (GO): chloroplast thylakoid membrane; chloroplast envelope
Source: RefSeq, a predicted model, not a curated record
AAUCUAGAAACUUCUGAAAUUACACCAGCCAUGUCCCGAUUUUCCAUCCUGCGUCUAUUUAGUACUACAGUAUAGUACCACAGAAAAAAAUAAAAUUGGUCGGAAAAAGAUAAACCCCAGAGUUUUCUGUAACAAUAAUCGAGAGAGAAAGAGAAACAGUGCGCAAAAUCAAUGGAGUUACACUUACACACUUCAAUUCUACCGUCAUCGCGUUAUUCACUUCCACCACCUCUCUUCCUUUCUCAUUCUUCACCAAUCAAAACCUCACUUCCAUUCUCUCGCUUCAAUUCCUUCCCCAAACUUCAAACACUAACAAGAGGAAAUGGAAGAGGAUUGCGACCAUGUAACUAUGUAGCUUCUCAAGAAGAAGAAGAUAAAUCGCGUGAUGUGGUAGAUGAUGAUGAGAAGAACAAGAUGAUUGCAGUUUGUGAUAAACUUAUUGGUGUUUUCAUGGUUGAUAAACCUACUCCAACUGAUUGGAGAAAGUUGUUGGCUUUUAGUAGAAAUUGGGAUAAUAUUAGGCCUCAUUUUUUUGCAAGGUGUCAAGAUAAAGCGCUUUCUGAAGCCGAUCCUGUUAUGCAGGAAAAGUUGCUCCGGCUCGCGAGGAAACUCAAAGAGAUUGAUGAGGAUGUGAAAAGACACAACGAUCUUCUGGAUGUAAUCAGAAAGGAUCCAUCUGAAAUUACUAACAUCGUCGCCAAGCGUAGGAAAGAUUUUACAAAUGAAUUCUUUGAGCACCUUAACACAGUGGCUCAAUCCUACUAUAACGAUGCAGAAAAGCAAAAUGAACUGGUAAAGCUAGGAGAAAAAUGCUUGGCUGCUGUUCAAGCCUUUGAUGGUGCAAUAGAGAACAUUGAACAGAUAAAUGCUGCACAGCUGAAGUUGCAAGAUAUUGUCAAUUCCCCCUCACUUGAUGCUGCCUGUAGGAAGAUAGACAAUUUGGCUGGAAAAAAAGAACUUGAUUCGACAUUGGUAUUAAUGAUCACCAAAGCUUGGGCAGCUGCCAAGGAUUCUAACAUGACGAAACCCGAGGUAAAAGACAUCCUCUUUCAUUUAUACCAGACCACAGUGGCAAAUCUUCAGAGAAAUAUUCCAAAAGACGUUCGAAUAGUCAAAUAUCUUAUUCAAAUUGAGGAUCCUGAGGAGCAGUUAUCCGCCCUUAAAGAUGCAUUUACACCUGGAGUAGAACUUGAAGGACCCGAUGUGGAUAGUUUGUAUACGACACCAGAGAAGCUUCACAUGUGGGUAAAGUCUGUGGUGGAUGCUUAUCAUUUGAGCAAAGAAGGUACCCUCCUUAGGGAAGCAAGGGAUAUGAUGAGUCCAGAAAUCAUCAAAAAAUUGGAGAUGUUACAGAAGGUUAUCGAAAGGAAAUUCAUGUGAAUACGAGGGUGGGAAAUGUACUAAGGUGGUUUUCGUACUCUAAAACAUAAUGAUGUGCAUGAGAUUCUGGAUAUGUCCAUCAAGUGCAGGACCAGAUUUACAACAAUGCUGCUCUAAAUAAGCGCCUAUAUUCUGGCUAGUGUUUCGAAACUUUCCAAAAAUUUCACCAGAGUAAGUUGAAUCCGGGGAAAAAUUUAGACAACCAUCAAGAUUGUAACAUCAAAAGUUAGGUUAGGUUAUUUUCUUUUUUUUACUAAAUGACUUUGAAAUUUAAGUAGGUGAUUGUGUCCUUUGCAGAAUAUUACAUGGUAGACUCAAGAAAUACUACAUAUCCACUAAACUUCA